AUGAGUCGGCUGGUGCCGUACAGGACGAAGGUGUCGGAGGAGGUGGCGGCGCGCAUCGAGCAGACGCUGAGCACCACCAUGUAUCUGGUGCAGACGACGGGGCCAACAUCCUACAUGAUUCAGGAGCAGAACUGCGAGAAGAAGCACAAGGUGCUGAUCGGGUCGCUGCAGACCUGCAGCUGCGGAACAGCCGACAUCUGCAUCCACAUCCUGUUCGUCAUGCUCAAGGUCCUCCGCGUGCCAGCGACGACGCCCGUGGUGUGGCAGAAGUCGCUCAUAGAUUCCGAGAUCGAGACGCUGCUUCGUGGAGGGUACAGGGAGAAGUCGAGGCCGGCGCCAAAGCCGUACAUGAAGAGGCGGAAGGAAGAGGCUGCAGCUGCUCGACCCGAAGAUGCUGACGUUGAGCGACACGAACUGGUGGAGGGGGAGGUGUGUGCUAUCUGCCAGGAAGACAUGGACGACAACCAGCCACUCACGUUCUGUCGCAAAGGUUGUGGCAACAACUUCCACGUUGAAUGUAUGAAGGUCUUUGGCGAGAGUCGGCGACAGUCGAAAGAGAACAUUAUCUGCCCGCUGUGCCGUCAAGACUGGGGGGACACGGCCUUGUCGUCACUCCGGAAAGAGAUUGAUGCAGCCAACAGAGCCCCGAAUGUUCACAAAGGAGCAUCGUGCAGGAAAUGCAAGACGAAACCAAUUCGAUGCGAGCGAUAUCGCUGCGUCCAGUGCAAGAACGUGGACUUGUGUGCGCGCUGCUUCAAGUCGAACGCCCACUCGAGCCAUGUUUUCGUGAUGAAGCACAGUGUACCAGACCCCUGGGUACCUGCGUCGCGUGAAAAUCAGCCCCGCACAGCUAUCAGCUCGGAUCUAAUACGGGACUUGGAAACCCGAGAGCUCUCAACGAAUGACUAUGACGUGUUACUGCAGCUUGAUCAAGGAGACAAGCGCCCCAUUCAAGACUACCUUGUGAAAGUAGUGUCGGGAACCAAGGUGAACGCUGAGGAAGCCAAGACGUUUGGAGAACCUGGAGCAUCGUGCUCGUUGUGUGCUCAAAGUCUCCGGAUAAAAGCCUCAUUGCACUCGGCUUUGUGCGGGCUUUCUAACGCCACUACCAUCACUGCUAUCACUGCACAGCACGUUUUCCACGAGGGCUGCCUCGCAAGAUCGAUUCUGUCCCAGGUGUACGCAUGCCCCUAUCCUGGAUGCGAUCAAGCGCUGCUGCCUGGAUUGUUGUACCUUCAGCAAAAGCUCAAGACUGCUAAA
Molecule: messenger RNA, 1260 nt
Organism: Phytophthora sojae
Lineage: Eukaryota; Oomycota; Peronosporomycetes; Peronosporales; Peronosporaceae
Exons: 5
Molecular function (GO): zinc ion binding; ubiquitin protein ligase activity
Source: RefSeq, a predicted model, not a curated record